Molecule: messenger RNA, 315 nt
Organism: Lactuca saligna
Lineage: Eukaryota; Viridiplantae; Streptophyta; Magnoliopsida; Asterales; Asteraceae
Source: the annotation of a GenBank genome assembly
AUGAAACCGCAACAAAUGGAAACCAUCCUAACCAACCUCAUUGCUCACUAUGAAGCUGAAAAACUAUCAAUCAAGAACAUGCAGGAUGAAUGUUGGGAACACCAAAGCUACAAGAAGGAACUGAUGACAGAGAUGGACUCCAAACCAUCGUAUGAAAACUACAUGAGGAUGCAGAAGCUAGUACUUGACAACAACUAUGAGACUGCAAAAAUGUUGAAGGCCAUGCAGGAAAUGGAAAACAAAUAUGACGAACUUAUCAACAAUCUCAAAAAAGAAAUCAAGAGCCUCCCUGAAGACAAACACCCCUACGUGUAA